AUGAAGGAGGUUGUCAAAACAAAAGUAAUGAAGUUGUUAGAUGCAAGGAUCAUUUACCCGAUUUCAGAUAAUGUAUGGGUGAGCCCAGUGCAAGUGGCGCCGAAGAAAGAGGAAAUAACCGCGGUUACAAAUGAGAAGAAUGAGCUCAUACCCACCAGGACAGUCACAGGGUGGAGAGUGUGCAUUGAUUACAGGAAGCUAAAUGAUGCCACCAGAAAAGGCCAUUUAAUCCUUCCAUUCAUUGAUCAAAUGCUCGAGAGAUUAGUAGGCAUUCCUACUAUUGCUUCCUGGACUAAUUCUCAGGGUACUUUCAGAUCCCCACUGCCCCAGAAGAUCAGGAAAAUACUACAUUCACAUGCCCGUAUGACACCUUUGCAUACCAUCGAAUACCCUUCAGAUUGUGCAACACACCUGCCACCUUCCAGAGGUGCAUAUUAG
Molecule: messenger RNA, 438 nt
Organism: Dioscorea cayenensis subsp. rotundata (Guinea yam)
Lineage: Eukaryota; Viridiplantae; Streptophyta; Magnoliopsida; Dioscoreales; Dioscoreaceae
Exons: 1
Coding region: 1-438 (145 amino acids)
Source: RefSeq, a predicted model, not a curated record